UGGAAGCCGUGAAGCAGAGAAUAUCUCAUCGAAUACAAAACCGACUCAGGUGGUUUAAAGAAAGGAAUCCACUCAAUAUCGAUGAUUUAAUCCUAGUUAGGAAUGAAGAUACUUCGCCUAUUCAACUGCCUUUAGCCAGGAUUGUAAAAGUCAUGUCUGGGUAUGAUGAAAAAACUCGAGUAUUGCGUCUGCUAUCUUCAAGUGGUUCCUUUAUGAGACCAAUCGCAAAAUUCGUUCCCGUUUCAAAUUAAAAUAUGUUUCUUCUCUUGAACUUGAACAGAAUAGAAGCGAUACAGCAAUAAUUUAUUUCUUUUUUUCCGCGGCUCGAAAAAUAGGACAAAUUCAAUGAUAUCGGUAAUAUUAUAAGAGUUACUCGACUACCUCGUACCCCAUAAAUUAAUUUUGAACAGCACUAUUGGCAUUUUUGUACAAAUCUCUUAUCUAUUGAGUCCAAGACGUGGGUCCAGUAUUUUAACAUAUUUACUUUUUUAUUUUAUCAUUUAUUUAUGCCAGCGAAAUAAACUUUAAAUCUUAAAAGGUACUGAAAUUCAAAUUCGAGCACCUCACAAAAUUAUCACCAAUUUGAAUAAUUAUUCGUACUCCAUACGAUUGACCCAAAAAUGCGGUUCCCGCUAGGAAUGAAAAAACGUGCGAGGCGCGUGCCCGAAAUUGGAUGACUUCGAUAACAACGGAUUAAUCCAAAUCCGCCGAUUUAUUGGGCUCUAAACCCUAAAAUCGGCAAACAAGCAUAUAAAAGCGGUCCAAUUGCCAUGAGCGAGUCAAGUAUCCGGCGUUAUGGGGGUGAUCAUACUUGCUACGACCAUUUUGAGCAUCUUGUGCGACAGUCUCGCCGAAGCGAGAAGUGUUGAAUAUGAUGGUACCCUCGUAAUGGUUCAUACGCUUUUCAGGCACGGCGAUCGGACCCCUGACGACGGCGGAUACGAAAGUAACCCUUAUAACGACGAACAGUUCUACGAACCGUUGGGCUGGGGACAAUUGACCAACGAAGGCAGACGGCGGGAAUACCGUAUCGGUACUACCUUGCGGCAACGGUACAACGACUUUCUCGGGGACGUCUACGACGUCGAUCUGUUGGAUGCGCGAUCUACCAACUACAACAGAACGAAAAUGUCUGUAGAGUUGAUGUUGGCCGGUCUGUUUCCGCCCAAAGACGACCAAAUCUGGUUACCCUGGCUGCUAUGGCAACCUAUCCCUUACAAUUAUUUAACUUUCGACAAAGAACUCUUCUCUUGGACCUGCAGCAACUAUAAUGCAAUCUACAACGAGUUAUUAGCAAGCGAUGAGAUCCAGGAACUGUUCACGCCUUAUCAAUCCAUCUUUUCCUAUAUCAGCAAUUAUACCGGGCUUAAUGUGACCAAACCCGAUGACAUUUUCGGUUUAUACUGGUCGUUGAGAACACAACAAGAAUAUGGGUACCCAUUAGAGGACUGGACCAAGGAGGUCUACCCGGAAGUUUUUGAGAAGAUUGCCAAAGACGUAUACUAUUUGAGAAGCAACACUACAGCCCUCAAAAAAAUUUCAGGAGGAUUUUUGCUGAGGAAAAUACUGGAAGACUCUCGAAGGAAAAUAGACGGAACGUUGACUCCGCCUUCGAGGAAGUUAUUCAUCUAUUCCGCCCACGAGAUGAACGUCGCUACUUUCCUUGGCACUUUAGGAAUCUACCCGGGCGACAUCCCCGAAUACGGCUCUCACGUGCUAGUAGAGCUGCACAAAAUUAACGGCCAGUUUGGCUUUAAGUUCUACUACCAAAACUGGCAACAAAGCGAUCCCCAGUUGAUGAUCAUCCCUGGCUGCGAAUCCUUUUGCAAGAUGGAACUUUUCGAGGAACUCAUCGCGGAACUGAUUCCUUCCGAUGAGGACUGUGAGACUGCGUAGUUUGGUCAAAAAAUAGAUAUGGAAUAAACGAAACUUUUUUAAAAUUUCUGUUUCAAUUUUCCUGAGACUACCACUAACAGUAAAUUGCAGCAAAAAAAAGUCUGUCGUGCGGUAAAAGUAACACGGAAAACUAAAACGCUUACUAAUGAUAUUG
Cylas formicarius (sweet potato weevil) is the source of this 2050-nucleotide messenger RNA. Its product is annotated as venom acid phosphatase Acph-1-like. The record is from RefSeq and is a predicted model, not a curated record. Lineage: Eukaryota; Metazoa; Arthropoda; Insecta; Coleoptera; Brentidae. The transcript has 7 exons. Gene Ontology annotation, molecular function: phosphatase activity. The coding region runs from base 796 to 1896 and encodes 366 amino acids. Gene Ontology annotation, biological process: dephosphorylation.